AUGUCUGUCUUCCAGGAAAUGGCUGAAAAAAAACUCAGCGAAAAAUUACCACAGCCUGGUGAAUUCAUUAUCACUAAAAAAGCAGAAUAUGAGUCAAUAAAAUUGUUGGGCAAAGGCGGCUUUGGAGCAGUAUAUGAAGUAAAACGCGUAUCGGAUUCUGCUGCUUUUGCAAUGAAAUGUGAAUUAAUGGAUGUUAGAAAACGAGUAUUAUUAAUGGACUGUACAGUUUUGCGUGGUGCUCAGUCACUUGGAAGCAAACAUUUUUGCGAGAUUGUCGAUCGUGGAAAGCAACCUGAACGUUUCAGAUUUAUCAUCAUGAAACUGGUUGGUCGAAAUUUAUGGGAUUUAAGGGUGGAACGGCCAGAACAACGUUUCACAUUAAAUACAGCAUUAAAAGCAGCCGAACAAUGUUUGGAAUCAAUUGAGCACUUGCAUACCGUUGGAUUUUUACACCGAGACAUUAAACCGGGCAAUUUUGCGAUCGGACGACCGGAAGCCAACGAACAUCAUACCAUUUUUAUGCUUGACUUCGGGUUAUGCAGGCAAUUCAGCUCUGGAAAUAAAGAUUUACGGUUGCCUCGUGCUUCCGCUCCUUUUCGUGGUACUACUCGUUAUGCUUCAAUUGCCGCACUGCGACAAAUGGAGCAGUCACGAAAAGAUGACGUCGAAUCAUGGCUUUAUAUUACAGUUGAAUGGACUGCUGGUUCUUUGCCGUGGAGGAAACUAAAGGGGCCUGACAAAGAAGAAGUGCUGCAGUGGAAAGAAGAGGUACGUGAAGGUGAAGCAAUGGAUGAUUUUUUUAAACAAUGUCCCAGACGAGAAUUCUCAACAAUAAUGAAAUAUAUUGAUUCACUGGAAUAUGAAAGUAUACCGGAUUAUGAUCAUAUUUAUUACUGUAUACAACAUGCUGCUAAGUAUUUUUCUAUCGUUUCGGCAAAUCACAUAGCAGCAGAUGAUCCACUUGAUUGGGACCCAGAGCACAAGUAUCAUGGGCCGAUUAUAAAUCUUAACGAAAGGCAAAGUAAACAAGUGAAGGAUCGACGACGUCUGGUUACGGCAAGGACGCAACGUUCUAGUUAA
Brugia pahangi is the source of this 1080-nucleotide messenger RNA. The record is from the annotation of a GenBank genome assembly. NCBI's taxonomy places the organism in Eukaryota, Metazoa, Nematoda, Chromadorea, Rhabditida, Onchocercidae.